Limulus polyphemus (Atlantic horseshoe crab) is the source of this 5426-nucleotide messenger RNA. RefSeq lists its product as uncharacterized. The record is from RefSeq and is a predicted model, not a curated record. Gene Ontology annotation, cellular component: signaling receptor complex. The transcript has 4 exons. Gene Ontology annotation, biological process: positive regulation of kinase activity; multicellular organism development; protein phosphorylation. NCBI's taxonomy places the organism in Eukaryota, Metazoa, Arthropoda, Merostomata, Xiphosura, Limulidae. The annotation marks the transcript as partial. Gene Ontology annotation, molecular function: transmembrane receptor protein tyrosine kinase activity; non-membrane spanning protein tyrosine kinase activity; ATP binding.
CCUUUGGAAUAUUACUGUGGGAGUUAGCUACGUAUGGAAUGUCUCCCUAUCCUGGGGUUGAAUUAACUGAUGUAUAUCACAUGCUAGAGUCAGGUUAUCGCAUGGAAUGCCCACCAGGUUGCCCACCUCGAGUUUAUGAAUUAAUGAGACAAUGUUGGCUGUGGGAGCCAUCAGAAAGACCAACAUUUGAAAAUAUUCAUCUUACAUUAGAAACCAUGUUUCAAAAUUCUAGUAUAACAGAAGAGGUUCAGAAGCAGCUUGAACGACAAAGUCCGUUCCUUCUGUAUAAACUGCAGCAAAGUGGGAGUUCUCCAGAUGUACACACACUUGUUGAAAAUUCUGAACAACAGAUUCCUGACCAAGGAACACGAGGUAGUGGAUCACCUGCCCAGCAAUUUAUCUUAUCUAGUCGAGGCAGUCUGGUCCAACUCAGAAGACCGGGGGCUCGCAGCAAGCAAGCUCCCUUACCACCAAAGAGAACUAGCUCUUUCCGAGAUAGCACAUGUCAAGACAGACCACCUGGUACUGAAGAAAAUACAGAGGGGGGUAGAGGAUCACAGAACAGUGUAGAAAGAAUGUUUGACUCUCCACAUAGAGAUUUGAGUGAGCCUAAUAGCAGUAACGGGGAAAGUGAAAGCGAUCUGCGAGAAAUAACUCCAGACACUGAAGACUCUGAAACACAUCCUGCUGGUUCUGUUGCCAGUGUUCCAAGUCGCUCUCAACUGGUUCAACAAAAAUUGAAAAAAACUAGGACUUACCCACCAAACAUCCAGCAACGAAUAAAAGAUAAUAGUCUGCCUCGAGGAAAAAUUCCUGAAGCUCAGAAAGUUCAAGUGGCAGCUCUCCAAGUUCAAAAUGUCAAAAGAGCCAUUAAUCGUUAUGGUACUUUGCCAAAAGGAGCACGAAUUGGGGCUUAUCUAGAGUCUCUCCGACAGCAUGGACUUCACGCAGGAACCCGUAUUCCUCCUGAUCCAGUUGCAGAAGGAGAUGGGGAUUCUUCAGCUGAACAAGUAGGAAACUCUUUCGAAUCUCACCCUCGUACAAAACAGUUUCUCAGACAUGUCAUGAAUAGAACAGGUUUGGGAGGGACUCUCCCUAUUAAACAGUUCAAAUCUUUUUCUCAAAAAAAUGAUUUGGAACAUAUGCAGCAUAAUUCUCAAUUAUUACUUCCAAGACAGAAGUCUGAUUUUGUCCAAAAUAUUGACUGGAGUCCACAAGAAACUAGCCCAGUUCCUGAAAUAAAGCAUCUUUCAUUUAAACCGGUAUCUUCCCCAAGAGUACCAAAAAAUUCCAAACCAGAAUGGAAGUCUUCCAGAGAAAGGGCAAUUCCGGGUUCUUCUGAAAUCUGGGAACAUUCAAAAGACGAAACUAAGAAUGUCAAAAAACAAAAUCAAGAUGAGAGUCAAGAAAACCCACCAAUCAUGACUUUUGGUAGCAGUCAUUUUAGAUUGACCUUGAAUAACAGAACAAAAUCAGAGCCAUUGAGUGUUCCUCAAAUUUCCAAACUCAAAGAUAGCACUGAAGACAUUGAUAAUCAACAAACAUUAGACUUUACGUCAAAUAAAACUAGUAGAUUUCCUUGUGGUAACAUGUCUAGUCCCAUACUCUGGUGUUCUGAGUUAAAUAUGGCCCCUGCACCUCAUGGAUUUGAUGACCCCUCCAACAAUCCAGAAGAACUUGAAGACCCAGACAUCCUCCCUUUGCCUCCCCCUCCUCCUCUGACUUACCAGGAUGAGUAUCCUCCUCCACCUGAUUUUGCUAAUGACUUGUUUGACCCAACUUCAGAAGAAUUUACUACGAAUAUACAAGAGCCUACUACAACUGUUACUAGUGUCAGUGAUGUUUCUUUUCACUCAAAGAUUCUUGUAGAUUCCUUAAAUGAAGAGAAUUCUAAUCCUGUUGAAGAUGGACCAUAUCAUGCAGAAAAUGCUAAUUUUUUCACAAGCCAAGGUAAAUCUCUCACAUACUCAGUAGCAGAAAAUUGUAUUGAUUCCUCUUUUGAAGAAGUAUCUUCUUCUGCAUUGAAUCCACUAUCUUCCAAUAUUCAACAGUCUGUAGUUAAAGAAUAUCCUAAAGAUUCUCAUGUUGAAGAUUUUACACCUGAUGUUCUCACUCCUGUAACUCCAGUAAUUGAGACAAAUUCUAUAUCUUCCAAGGUCGAGGAAAGUACAUUUUCUACAAGAAAUCCUGCUGAUCAGCUGGUUUCAGAACUAUUUGAGACAUUAAAAUUUAAGGCAAAAAGAAAAGAAAAUGAGACGGGUAAUGCGGCCCUACAGACAACAGAAGCAACAUUAGGCACAGAUGGUGCUAAAAAUCGGGAAAAAAAUGUUGAAAUUCUACAAACUGGAGUCAAAACAACUUGUAAAAACUCAGUACACCGAAUAAAAUCAGAAAAAGGAAGUGAAGGCAAUACUGAACCACAGAGUGACCUAGUAAAAAGAAUAAAUUAUGUUCUAGAAUCAAAGUUCACUAAUGAAAAUGCUGAUGGAACUACAGUACCACUGUGGCUGCACCAGUUGGAAAAAAGAGUAAGAGAAGAUUCCAAAAAUCUACAUUUUACAAGAUCAUCUCACAAAAAAGAAAAUGAGCAGAAAAUACCUCAAGAGGAUGUCACCCAGUGCUCUUUCACAGAAAGAGAAAAUGAAACAAGACCAUUUCAGGAAAUUUUAAGUAAGCAAGCUUUAAUAUGGAAAGAAAAAGAACCAUCUCUGGUGGGUGGAAGGAUCAAUAAAGAUAUUAACAUCUUGGAACAGAAAACCAAAGAACCUUUAUCUGUGAUAGAAGGUAAAGUUCAGAAAGGUAUAACCAUCUUGGAAGAGAAAGAACCAUCUCUGGUGGGUGGAAAGAUCAAUAAAGAUAUUAACAUCUUGGAACAGAAAACCAAAGAACCGUUAUCUGUGAUAGAAGGUAAAGUUCAGAAAGGUGUAACCAUCUUGGAAGAGAAAGAAAAAGGACCAUCAUUUGAGAUUGAUGGAAAUAUUGCAAAAGAUGUCAUUACCUUUGAAGAGAAAGAAUCAUCAUCUGAGAUUGAAGGGAAAGUUGGAAAAAGUGUUAGUAUCUUUGAAGAGAAAGACAAAAAACUAUCUACUAAUUUUGGUGGAAAGGUUGGGAAAGGUAUCACCAUCUUCGAAGAAAAAGAACCAUCACCUGAGAUUGAUGGGAAAGUUGAAAAAAGUGUAACUAUAUUUGAAAAGAAAGAUAAAGAAUCUACAGAUGUUAUUGGUGGGAAAUAUGAAAAGAGUAGCACCAAUUUGGAACAGAACAAUAAAGAACUAGCAUCUGUGAUUGCACAGGAGGUUGGAAAAAGUAUCCUUAUCUUUGAAGAAAAAGCUAUAAAACCUAUAUCUGAUGUUGUUAGAAGGGCUGAGAUAGAUGUUGCCAACUUUGAAGAGAAACCCAAAGAACCAUUACCUGAGGGUGGUGGGAAAAUUGUAAAAAAUCUUACCGUCUUAGAACAGAAAGACCAAGAAAUGUCAUCAUCUGUGGUUGGUGUGAAGCAUGAAAAAGAUGUUACGAGUAUAAUAACGAUUGAGAAGAAUUUAAGCGAGGAGGUUAACUACACAGAAAACAGCAAUCUGAAUGAACUUGGGAAACGAGAUUCUGGUAUCCAGGAAAUGUUCAAAAGCUUUGAAGGAAGUCCACAGGUUGAAGUUGUGUCAUCAGAAACCCCUAAAGAAAAGACACAGGAUAAAGAAAUUUAUUCUGAUGAGAAUGUGGAAAUAGAAUGUUAUGAUAACAAAAAAAAUUGUCUUCCAACAAAUUCUCUUUUUAAUAUGACUCUUGGUUCUGUGGAAAAAGAUAAAAAACUUCAAACGUUUUCUGGAACUUCUGAACAGAGCACUAACAUUGAUCUCAAACCAACAACUAAGGUAAAAAUAACUACUUUAAAUGAAGAUACAGUUCUUGCUUCCUCUUUGCCACAUGUCUUGAAACCUGUUCUUCCCAGUAAACCACUUAUGAAAUGCUCUAGACCAAUACUACCAUCUACAGGACCUGUUUCAAGGUCAAUUAGUUGUGGAAGUGUAAAAAUUCCACAGGUUCAAUUGAGAAGUGUAGCAGCUAAAGGAUCUAGAAACACAGAUGGAGAAUCAAACAGUAAUGAAAUUAGUGAACACUUAACUGAUACAGAGGUUGAAAAGAAAUCCAGCAAAGAAACCAUUUUUGAUAUUUCAGGUGAUGUUGAGAAGAACAUUCAAAAGCUGAAAGAUGUACAGACCCUUAGCAGUAGCAGUGUAAUGCACUUGUCCCAAAAAGUCCAACUGUUCCUGUCUUCUUGUAGCAGCUAUGCAGAGAGCAUUCCACCUCAUGGACGAUUCCGAUUCAGGGAGCUGCUUACGAAGCUGGAUCGUCAGGGGGAGCAGUUGCGUGCCUGUAGCAGCAACAGUAGUGCUUCGUGUGCUAAACUCUUCACGGACUUGGAAACCACUGUGAGAGACCUUGUUCAUACUGUGCAAAGAUGAACCAAAACAUCGUAGUAUUAUUGCCAUUGUAUAUAGACUUAUGUGAUAUUUAAAUGGGUAUGCUGGUCUUAGUGUUUUGUAAGAAAAGACAGUCAGGCAAGCAUAAGAUCAGGUACUGCCUAGUCUAGUCUUUGAUAUUACCAUAAAUGUUUUUAUUAUGAAUACAACUGAUUUUUUUUUUUUCAUUCUAAAGUCAGUGCUGUUGAACGAGACUGAGAUUUAAAAUAUCAAUCAAUUGGUUAGCGUUUCUAGCCAAUUGUUUUGAUUUUGUAACACACCAUGUGGGAAGGUGACUCAAUCUCAAACAUAGUCGUAGUCAUAAUAUUUCAAUUUGUGUUUCAUACAGGCAGAACAGUAAUGUUUUGUAAGGCAUUAAAAUAUUAUUUUAUAUAUUGCAUACUUCCUUCACUGUUAAGCAAUAUUGUUAAGAAUUAUUAAGCAUUUUAAUAUAGUAACUGGCUUUUUAUACAUGAACUAUGAUCUAAUAAAAGUUAUAAUUUUCCAAUGCUUAAAAUGCUAAUUUAUAUAGUUGUUAGUGAUCAAAAGUAAUAUGAUAAUAACUUCCUCAACCUCUUUUCAUACUUUUGUUAUAGAAGUGAAAAUUAUUAAGAACUAUUUGUCAUUUUCUGCACAAAAGAAAAAUUCAAGGUUUUUAAACACUUGAGUAAAUUUUUUUAUACUUUGUCAGGCAUAAAAGGAUGUGAGAAACUUUUACAUUUCUAGGGUGUUUUCAGUAAAUCAUUUUAAAGGGAAUAAUCCUCCCCCAAAUAUUUUUUAUCCUUUUUUCCCAUGUACAAUACUCUAGUUUCAAGAGGUACUAUUGACAAGAAGACUCCCACAAGAAUGAAGUUAGAGAGUGCUACAUUAGCAAAUGUGAAAGUCUUGAAAUUGAAUUUGACUUAAAUUGCACACACCAGCGUAUUGGUGUGUUCUUAUGGCUCUUUUUUUUUUAGUGUAAAUGUCAAU